Molecule: messenger RNA, 5815 nt
Organism: Aureobasidium pullulans EXF-150
Lineage: Eukaryota; Fungi; Ascomycota; Dothideomycetes; Dothideales; Saccotheciaceae
Exons: 1
Coding region: 440-5686 (1748 amino acids)
Source: RefSeq, a predicted model, not a curated record
GAUCAAGUUAAGUACACAAAAGGGUCUUCUGUUUGCAAAAGGUGUCUUUUCCCUCCUUUUUUUUCUGCUUUUGACUGCGACGGCAAGGGGAGUAAUCAACAGAACCCUUGCUACUCUGCUUUGUAUAUUGGUGUACAAGAGGAGAAAAGGGGAUACAAGUGUGCAUCACAUCACAUCUCCUGCUAGUCUUGUGACAUGCCACUUCUCGCUCGGCAGCGAAUGACCAGCUUUGUUCCCUGCUUUGGAUUGGUCUGUCUCUUUUGAUUAGCAGCUUUGGUCUCCCAGCCGCCGCAAUUUAGUCCCGAGAGAGAAGAGGCGGUUCUACACCUUCCUUCUGUACUCUUGGUGUAUAUUGCUUCUACGAAUUACGACAAUCGCUCUUUACCCUCUGGACAUUUUCGAAGAAUAGCAUCAAAUGCAAUAGAGUGGUGAUAACGAAAUGGCGGUUCCUGUCGCGCGCGCGUUGGCGGCGCGUCUCCCGCUGAAGCUUGCACCAACCAGCGAUUCCAAGCAACCAGAGCUGCAGAAAUGCGCUGGCAAUGCAUAUCACCACGACCAUCACGAUGGAACGAUUACGAAAACACUCCGACUACCGGGUCUACUCUUCUUUGACCUCGAACAAGCAACCCCUCCAAGUUAUGACGAUUGCGUGAACGACACACCACCUGACUACACGACUACCGAUGCGCUUGCGACGUGGGAUUGCGAUCCUCCUGCGUAUGCACCGUCACCGAUCUUGACAACCCCUGGGAAACGAAGGGAUGAAUUCUUUGGAAGUACGAAACCAGAAGUCGAUUUUCAGUAUCGCGAUAACUUGCGCGAGCACAAGAAGAAGAAAAAGGGCGCUGCUGCUGCCAAAAACAAAUGGGACAGCGACAACGAGGAAGAGAAGAAGCCUGAAGAAGACAACAAAGAAGAUCAACCUGGCGACACAGGCGGCAGUGGAGGUGCAGAUGGCGCAGGAGGGGAUGGAGGAGGCAAUGAUGAUGACGAUUGGGACGAUGGCAAGAAGAAGAGCAAAAAGGACAAGAAGAAGAGUGCCUUCAGCUGGGACGCCCUAGACGACGAAGAACACAAGGAAGAGGAAGACAAGCAAGACGAAGCACCUCCUCCUGUCGAAGAACCUCCACCUGAAGAAGACGACUGGGCAGGCUUCACCACAGCCAGCAAGAAGAAGAAGAAGAAGGGCAAAAACGCCGACCCGGAUCCUCCUCUUGAUGAAGUCAAACUCGAUGACGAACCCCCGAAAGUCAACCUGGACUUCGGCAACAGCAACAGCUUCAGUUUCGGCACCAAUGGCGCUUGGGGAAGUGGUGCAAAGGCAGUAGAAGAUGAUAACUGGGCCACUUUCGGUAAGAAGGACAAGAAGAAAAAGUCUGGAAACGCCUUCGACUUCGGCUUUGAGGAUGCCGCUGGUGAAGGGGAGAUGCCUGGAGAAUCCGAACCACCACCAGCAGAGGAAGAAGCAAAGACCGACGACAACCCAUGGGCUGCAUUCAGCACUGGCAAGAAGAAAAAGAAGAAGGGUGGUGCUGUUGAAGAACCACCUCCUGAACCCGAGCCCGAGCCGGAACCUGAACCUGAACCAAUCAUCGAUGUUCAAAGCCCUGACGAACCUGCCGACGACUUUGGUUGGGGUAUGAGCGCAAAGGAUAAGAAGAAGGCAAAGAAAGCCGCCAAAGCUGCCGCACUUGCUGAGCCUGAGCCUGUCAUUGUCAUCGAAGAAUCGCCUCCUGAGCCUGAAGCUCCUCCCGCAGAACCUGAACCAGCUCCUGUAGAAGACUUCAGUUGGGGCAUGAGCGCUAAGGACAAGAAGAAGGCAAAAAAGGCUGCUGCGAAGAAAGGAGGAAAUGCUUUCGACUUCAUCGCUGAGCCCGACCCUGAACCUACACCCGCUCCAGAGCCCCAACCCGAACCCGAACCCCCCGUCGUUGAAGUCGUUGAGGAACCUCCUCCUCCUCCUCCUGCUGCUGAGCCAGAACCUGUCGAUGAUUUCUCUUGGGGAAUGAGCGCAAAAGACAAAAAGAAGGCGAAGAAAGCAAAAAAGAACGCUUUCGACUGGUCUGAGCCUGAUCCUCCUGCCGCUCCUGAGCCUCCAUUAGUUGUAGAAGCCCCUCCUGUUCCCGAGGCCGCUGAUGACUCGGCCGCUCUUGUGAUUCCGGAACCACCACAAGACGAAUGGAGUUUUGGCUGGGGUACAACAACUAAGAAGAAAGGUAAGAAAGGCGUUGAGGAAGUCCUGCCAGAAGCGCCUCCACCUCCGCCGCCCGUUCCUGAACCUGUCGCCGAGGAAAGCAGUAGUUCAUGGUCAUUCGGCUGGGGCUCAACCUCGAAGAAGGAUAAAAUGAAGAAGAGCAAAUCACCAGAGCCCAAGCCUGUCCCUGAACCAGCCCCGGAGCCUGAGCUCGUCCUCGAAGACGAUCCAGUCGUCAUGAUUCCUGAGUCAAUCGACGAGCCCAAGGCAGAAGAAGAUGAUUGGUCAGGCUGGGCUACGGGCAAGAAGUCAAAAAAGAAGGGAAGCAAAAACGCACCUGUCGAGAUUGUGGAACCUGUCUAUGAUGUCCCUGUCCAACAGCCUGAUCCUGCACCUGUUGAAGAAGACUCCUGGGGUGGCUGGAGUGUUGGUAAGAAGGAGAAGAAGAAGAGCAAGAAGGGUGAUACUGUUCCUCCUCCACCUUUGGCCGCCAUCGAGCCCCCGCCUGUCGAGUCGGCAGAGCCCAUUAUCGAAGUGCCUCCACCUCCGCCAGAACCUGAAGCUCAUGUUGAGCAGCCACCUGCUGAUGAUCCUUGGGCUUCCUUUUCCACCAAGAAGAGUAAGAAGGACAAAAAGAAGAAGGGCUCAGGCGCUGAAGAGACGAAGCCGAUUGCCGAGGCACCGCCUCCUGCUCCCGAACCAGAGCCUGAACAGCUGAUUGAUAUGCAAGAGCCGGAGCCGAAGCCCGAACCGGUUGUCAUCAUUGAAUCAUCUCCAGCUGAAGAGUCCGUGAAAGAGACCAAGAAGAAGGAAGUCAAGACUUCUUCCGGUUGGGGCAGCAGUCUUUGGGGCAGCUCAAGCAAGUCCAAAUCUUCCUCCUCUUCUAAAGACAAAGAGAAGGAGAAGGAGAGGGAGAAGAAAGAGAAAGAGGAAAAGGAGCGUCUGGAGCGAGAAGCAGAAGAGCAACGCAAAGCAGACGAAGAGGCUGCAUUCGCAGCAGCGCUCGCCGAUGAGCCUAUUGACAUGCUUCCUGAAGCCGAGCCCGCAAAUACGGGCUAUUGGGGCACUUUCCUGAAGCCUACCACAGUCAAAAACACUGUUGAGGAACCUAUCAUUCCGAAGGUGAAAGUCGACACUGGUGCCAAGGAGUCUGUCAAAGACAGGAUCAAGCGAUUGCAAGGUGAAGCUACCAAGAAAGAAGCGGUCAUUGUACUACCACCUGCUCCCGAACCUGAGCCACUUCCCGAACCCGAACUCAUCGUUGUGCCCGAAUCUGAAGUCGUUAUCGUGCCUGAACCACCAGUCAUUGAAGAGACUGUCAAGAAAUCUUCCAAGGACAAGAAGAAAAAGAAAGGUAAAGACAAAGAGCCAUCUCCUCCACCACCAGCUGCUAUCGAGAUUCCUCCGCCUGUUGUCGACUUUCCUCCCUCUCUGAGCCCUAUUCCGGGUGGCUUUCCUGAAGAUGACGUGGUUGAUGUGCUGGCUGAUGUACCUGCUGUACCACCAUUCGUGCCUGAAGCCUCGGCUACCGCACCUAUCGAGCCACCUCCAGUCGAAGUGAACGAACCUACGCCCAAACCUGCUUCUGACAAGAAGGUCACCAAAGAGAAGAAGUCGUCAGUCAAAAAGGAAGUCAAGAAGCCAACUAAGUCGUCGCGCCCGACAGUAGUCGACCUUUCUGCGCCGAGCACACCCACGGCUGAGAUUAAGUCUGUUAAAAAGGAGCGACCAAAGAUUGUUCGCGACCCGACUGGUAGUUCUUGGGGCAAUUGGGGAACAACACCAAAGCCAGGGGUCAAAAAGGAACGCCGGCCCAGCAAAGACGCGACAACAACAACAACUCCAACUUUGAAGCGCACUUCUGCUCCAGGACUCUCUCGAUCGAAAUCGGCGCGCAAAGCAACCGAACGCGACGUCAUGGACAGAAUUGACAAAACCUCCAGCGACGACAGAGCAUCGAAAAGAGAGAGUAAAGAUCGUCCUACUCCAUCCAAAGGCAUGAGUUUCAACAUAUUCGGUCCCACGCCCACGCGUUCUAAAUCAAUGCGCCAGUCAACUUCUGCGCAACGACCAACUCAAGUACGUGAAUCUCGACGCUCUUUCGACGUUUUAUCUCCGCCAGGCGACAUCGCUAGUAAAGCCGCCAAAUUGAUGGGAGUCGGACCGCGACCGACUCUGAGUCGCAGUCAAUCGACACGAGAGAAGCGCAAAUCUCGUACUGUGCCAGAUCCGUACGCCAUCGAUCCUGACAACACUCCUGACGACGCGACGCACUCCGCCUCUGUUGACAGGUCCAGCAGCCAUCGCACAAAGAGGUCCAGUCGAAGUGAGCACAAGCACGACAAGCGCGACUCGGCAAUGAUGUCCGGCGGUCUUGGUCCCGGCAAUGGCAAUGAAGCGGACCCCGUCAUGACACCAGAAGAUACACCUUUUGUCACGCCUUCGCGACCAGCAUUGAAACGCUCAGCAACCACCAGCGCGAGGAAACCAGCAGGGGGUCUUUUCAGUAAUAUCCUGGAUUCACUCAAGCCGAAGCCAGUGGAAGAGCUCUCGCGCCGCCAUCGCAGCAAUCGUGCUUAUGAUAGUGAAGAUGGAUCUGCACGCCACAGCAGACACCGCACCCCUCACCGUGACGAAGAGGAAGAUUCCAAGCGCCACCUUCGCCGCGAACACAGACGUGUCCAUCGACACGAAGACAUGCCAUCUACGCCCGUUGAUAAUUUGCCACCGACCCCAGCAGCAGAAAACAUCGAAUCCGAAGAACGUGAACGCAGACGUGCAGAAAGAAGAGUCAAACGCGCAGCAGCAGAGGCAGCAGAAGAGGACCUACGAGCACGCGAAAAGGCCGCCAGACGCAGAGAACGCGAAGACGCCGAACGCGCCAGGCAAGAUGAAGAAGAACAACGACGCCAACGACGAGCUGACCGCCAUGCCUCUCGUCGCUCUUCUGCUGCAGAUCCAGACCGGAAACCGCAUCUGCAUCGCUCUUCCACAGCACCCGUACAGUCAUACUUCGACGCUCGUGCUCCCAAUCGUGACGCCAAUGGACGCGAUCUUAGAAGUCCUCCAAAGGACAAGACAUCUAAUUGGGUGAACAGUGUGACGUCUUCACCUCCCUUGCCACCACCUCUUCAGCCUACCAUCUUGGAUUUCCCACCUGCUGAACCUCAAGACGAUGAAAUCCCGGAUGACGAAAGCACGGCUCGCGAGCUCCGUCGUCGUCAUCGCCGCGAACGUGAGUCUCGUGGUGUGGAGACGGAAGAGGACCGCAAAAGACGCAAGCGCAAGGAGUUAAGGAGACGUGAGGAAGAACUCGAACGUCAAGGUGGAAGAGGAAAUAAGGCGUUCAACAGUCCUGGGUAUGAGGGUUUCGAGACACAAAAGACUUGGGAUGGUAGAGUUGUUGGUGAAGGAAGAGGUGGUGGUGGAGGUGUCAAGGAGGAGAUUGCUAGAAGAACCCAGGGGUGGUUUAAGAAGGUUGCUGGACUGUAAGAAAGAGGAGGAGAAAGACUUUCGGCUUUUUCAUGGUUGAUGAACAUUAUGACUUGGAUGAGAUGAUAGAUUAUGAUGCAAAAUGAACAGCAUGCAGAGAAGAACAGAACGAUAUGAGAGUGACGUUGC